AAUUGAUCUAAUUAAUAUGUUCCCCACAGGUUUUACCUUUGGCACAGUCAUAUCCAUGCCUAUAACGGGAUGGUUUUGUAAUAGUCCCUUAGGGUGGCCUUCUGCCUUUUACUUUUUUGGCAGUUUAGGAUUGGUUUGGGUUGGAGUUUGGUUGUUCCUAGGCGCCAACAGUCCAUCAGAGCACAAACUGAUAAGGCCCGAAGAAAGAGAUUAUAUCGAGGCUUCCCUCUCAAAGAAAGAAGAACCAAAGGAUGUUCGCACACCAUGGUUGUCUUUCUUAAAAUCGUUACCGUUGUGGUCGCUCUUGUUGACCCAUAUGGCACAAAACUGGGGUUUUUGGACUUUAGUCACUGAAAUUCCUAUCUAUAUCAAUGCCAUGUUUGAUUUGGACAUUUCUUCGGUAUGCUAUUAAUUCAUCACUACAUAGUAUAAAACAAAGUCGCUU
Messenger RNA from Agrilus planipennis (emerald ash borer), 445 nucleotides. RefSeq names its product sialin-like. The coding region runs from base 17 to 412 and encodes 131 amino acids. The record is from RefSeq and is a predicted model, not a curated record. The transcript is spliced from 2 exons. NCBI's taxonomy places the organism in Eukaryota, Metazoa, Arthropoda, Insecta, Coleoptera, Buprestidae. Gene Ontology annotation, biological process: transmembrane transport; monoatomic anion transport. Gene Ontology annotation, cellular component: plasma membrane. Gene Ontology annotation, molecular function: transmembrane transporter activity.